Cotesia congregata is the source of this 3688-nucleotide messenger RNA. The record is from the annotation of a GenBank genome assembly. NCBI's taxonomy places the organism in Eukaryota, Metazoa, Arthropoda, Insecta, Hymenoptera, Braconidae.
UCUUUCAGAUAUAAGGCUGCAGCUAAACGAGCAGCUGAGAUGUCUCGACGUGAGAAUGGAGUCCCAGGUGGCCCUGGUUGCCGAACUGCAGGACUUCUUCCGCAGACGAGCCGAACUCGAGCUCGAUUACAGCAAAUCCCUUGACAAAAUGGCGAGAAGUAUACAAAUGCGGCACAAAGAGCAAAAGCAAAAGAGGGAGCAAUGGCCACUGUUCUCCAGCUACGCUUGCUGGCAGCAACUUGUCAAUGAGACGAAAAAUCUGAGCCGCGAUCAUGCCGCGCUUUCCGAGGUCUACAGCACUCACCUGGUCGGAAGACUUAAUCAAGUCAUCGAAGAUGUUCAGCGAAUUUACAGACGUUGCCGAGAAAUUGGGUAUGAAACACACGAAGAAAUCUUGAGGGUACUUCACGAGCUUCAUACGACGAUGAAAACAUACCAAGCUUAUCAAGCUGAGUCACGACAAGCAGAGACAAAAUUACGCGUUGCUGAACAACAGCGUAGUAAACUUGAAGUCACAAAUGUACCGCCAGAGAAACUUGCACGUAGCAAGAAGUACAAGCUCAUUGAGAAGGAAGUGACUAAGAGAAAGAACAAAUACACGGAGGCCAAGCUGAAAGCACUCAAGGCUAGAAAUGAGUACAUUCUUUGUCUAGAGGCGUCCAAUACAACGAUUCAUAAAUAUUUCGUUGACGACCUGUCGGAUCUCAUUGAUUGUAUGGACUUUGGGUUUCACAAUUGCAUCGCACGGGCAUUGUUGAUGCACUGCAGCGCGGAAGAGGGAAGACAGCGGUCGCUGCAAACAAGCGCCGAGCAGCUGACAAAUAUUAUUAACGCUCUGGAUUCUCGUGCAGACAAACAGCGUUUUCUUGAAUCACAUCACGCGGCGUUUAUGAUCCCCAAGAAGUUUGAAUUCCAGUGCCAACGAGGUGAUGAAACUCCCGAACCAGAAUUACAGAAGAUACUACACUCUGAAAUGGAACAACGACUGGGACAAUUGCAGCAACGCGUUACCUCUCUCAGAACCGAGUCUGAGGAGGUGUGGAAGACCUUAGAGACCGCUGAGGCUAGUCUUUUAGAAAUGCUUACUGCCAAGGACUACGAUUGCUCGCGAUACUUUGGUGAAAACUGCAUGCCAACCUCCAGGCCACCUGAGACUGUUCAGAUCAAAUUACGCGCUGACAGGCAGGAAACCGAAGAAUUUUAUCUUACGAAAUUUCGAGAAUACCUGCUUGGAACAUCGCGAAUAGCCAGACUCGACGCUAAGCAAGAGUACAUAAGGCAAAGUCUUCAAGACGGCUCCAAUGGAAGCCCAAAUCCUUCCAUCACCACGUCUAAGCAGAAACAAGCGCGUAGAAAGAGAAUUGGUAGACUGCAGAUGAACGGACAGCCAAAGUUAUUCGGUGGUUCUUUGGAGGAGUAUCUCGAGAGCACGAAUUUAGAGAUACCUUUAAUAAUGAAGAGCUGUAUAAGGGUUAUAAAUCUGUACGGUCUUCAUCAUCAGGGCAUAUUUCGAGUGUCUGGCUCUCAAGUUGAGAUAAAUAACUUCAGAGAGUGGUUCGAACGGGGUGAAGAUCCACUUGCUGACGUGACAGAUGCCUCAGAUAUUAACAGUGUUGCCGGGGUGCUAAAGUUGUACUUGAGGGAAUUGCGUGAACCACUCUUCCCUAUUAUUUAUUUCGAGCAUCUAAUGGAAUUGGCGCAGCUCGAAUCUAAGCAUGAGUUUGUCUUAAAAAUGAAACAGUUGAUAUCGAGUCUGCCGAGGCCGGUUGUUAUAGUAAUGCGAUAUCUGUUUGCCUUUCUUAAUCACCUCUCGGAAUUUUCAGACGAAAACAUGAUGGACCCGUACAAUCUUGCAAUUUGUUUCGGGCCGACUUUGGUGCCAGUGCCCGAGGACAAAGAUCAAGUACAGUAUCAGAAUCAAGUUAACGAACUGAUUAAAAAUAUAAUAACACUCUGCGAAGAAAUAUUCCCUGAUGAUAUCGGCGGGAUUCAGUAUGAAAAAUACAUCAGCCGAGAGCCUGACGAUGUCGACGUUGGUGACUCUCCAACAGAUCAGGUUCAAGAAGAUAUGGACUCCGAAGUGUAUCCAUCAGAAGAUGAGUCUGAAAACUUAGAAGCAACAGCACAAUUCGACUUUAACGCCCGAUCUGAGCGUGAAUUAAGCUUCAAGAAAGGCGAUACUCUGACACUUUAUAUGCAAGUAAGCUAUGACUGGUGGCGUGGCUCCGUGGGCGGAAGAGAGGGUUUAAUUCCUGACAAAUAUAUCAUGCUCAAAAUCAAGGACGAAGAGCGAGACAAAGAGCUAUUGAAAUCAUCAAGCGAAGAAUCGAUGCGACGUAGAGCUUCGAGUUCCGCAGACAGCGCGCCAUCGAGUAACAAUUCGCCAUUGAUGGCACCAACGAAUAAUCCAAACGCGUGGCCGAACGUCAACACGUCGGAUAUUAUAACAACGUCGUCUUCCGGUACUGGAUCUCUGCUGCAUCACUCAGACGUAAUCAAUACCAACAGCUCUAGCUCUGUGAUUAGCACCUCGAGCAACAACGUCAUACCAGCUACGGCGAUGGCGAAUGCAGUUAAUACUUGCAUCUCGUCCUCUCAAGCGAUCAUCAGUCGAGAGGAACAGACGUCAGUGAACCCGAGCAAAAUGACAUCGAGUCCAGGAAACGAGAAAAUACACCCAACGGAUCAGUAUCAUCAGUCGAGCACACCGAACGACGAGAGUGAGAGCGUAAAUGAUUUCUUGGAUUCGCUUUCAACGAUGAGCGAGCAGGCUAAUCUUGACGACGUAGACGAUAAUAAUCAAGAGCACCAAGUGUCAUCAAUGAAUGCGGGUGGACUGAGAGGGUCUGGUCGGAAGCAGUGGAAAUCCCAGACCCUGACAGAGACCAUCAGCAGCCAGCCGUCUCUACACUUGAACGAUAGCGACAACAACGACGAAGAUAACAGCAAAGAAGCUACAACAUUUUCAGCUAACAGAGAAUUGUGGCAAAAACGAGCCAACUCACAGACACAAUUGACCCCACCAGUUCCUCCCACGACGCCGAAGAACUUCCGCGCUUCUCAGGAAUUCCGGGAGAUGCGUCAAAAGCACACCCCCGACCUGGUAAUGGAUCUUCCUCUGGCCGCGCAAGACGCCAGCAAAAAAUCAGCUUCCUCCAGCAGCUUAAACAGUUCCGACGAUGAAAAUUCUUUAGCUCCACCGACUCGCAACGGCUCGGAAAAAUCUCCGAGCAAUGGACCCGAGUCUCCGGAUAUGAGCACCGCCGCCGAGCGGUUCGCCAAGCAGAAUCAAUGCACGCUCAAGAAGAAUACCAAGUCGGGGAAUACCAACAUCUCGAACAAUUUAACGGACACCGGCAGAAUAAAAAGUCUGGUAGGCACUGACGGGGAGAUCAACGACCACGUUGGCAAUUUAAAGGACAAUAUUGUCAGAUCAGCUAGCAAUAACGAAAUUUCUUCAGACAAUGUUCCGUUACGUUCCCCGCUGCCUCCCCGGUCGACCCCGCUGAUCGCCGCUAAGUUCGCGGACAUGCGGCUUACUGGCGGGAGCCAACAGGUCUCUUCCUUCAAGCCUCAGGUUAAGGUCAAGCCGACCAUUCUCCGCAAGCCGACCGUUCCCUUCCCUCAUCCUCACAUGAGUCCUGAGCUCGCGAGAAAAAUUGAGAAACAAGUUCAGGGUACUGAUUAG